AUGGAUGCGGAGUCGCCAGCUUUGUGCCAGGAUGAACUGGCUGAGCUGCAGGCGCUGUGCCGAUCGCAGGCAACUCGAAUCGUUCAAUUGGAAAAUCUCUGCACGCAACAAAAGGCGCGCAUUCAGGAGCUGGAAAGCGAACGUGCCAAGACAUCGGCACCGAGCGCGGUCGUCAGUCGCGCAGGGCUGUUGGCAAGCCCAAGGAACAGCCUGGGCCGGCGGCACAGUGACACCGUGACGCCGGUGACCAUGACUCCCUUGGCAAGUCCAAGACCACCAGGCCCGUCAGAGGCGCUGCAACGUGCACAGGACCUGGCAGAUCUGUGGGGACAAAGGCGAUUGAUUUGGAGUGGUAUGGGACUGGUAUGA
Messenger RNA from Cladocopium goreaui, 369 nucleotides. NCBI's taxonomy places the organism in Eukaryota, Dinophyceae, Suessiales, Symbiodiniaceae. The record is from the annotation of a GenBank genome assembly.